Messenger RNA from Candidula unifasciata, 3122 nucleotides. NCBI's taxonomy places the organism in Eukaryota, Metazoa, Mollusca, Gastropoda, Stylommatophora, Geomitridae. The record is from the annotation of a GenBank genome assembly.
AGCCUCUACCUGAGCCAGAUUUCAUUCAGCCUCCAGUUAAUGUUCCUAUGUCUCCUCAAAGACCAAGGCUACAUUUUCCACAGCCUGAUUUUCAAAACUGGCCGAAUCCCUUCAAUGACAUGAAAAUGUUUCAGCCUAGAGGAUUCCAAAAUGACAGGCGUCCUUUUAACACAAGAGCUCAGCGUCGAUCAUUUGGUGACAGGGGUCGGCCUAUGCGUGAAAGAGGCAGAUUCUUUGGUCGAGGUUUUCCAUCUGGCAACAAUAGAGGUUUCUCACCUGGCAACAAUAGAGGUUUUUCACCUGGCAACAACAGGGGUUUCUCACCUGGCAACAACAGGGGUUUCCCAACUGACAACAACAGAGGUUUUCCACCUGGCAACAACAGAGGUUUCCCACCUGGCAACAAUAGAGGUUUCCUACCUGGCAACAAUAGAGGUUUCCCACCUGGCAACAAUAGAGGUUUCCUACCUGGCAACAACAGAGGUUUUUUUCAACGAGGUAGAGGUCGGGCAGAUAGUCAGACUCUUCAACAGUUCCCAGCUGCUGAUAAUAUAGACAGUGCAGUUGGGAAUCUGAUUGUGAUUCAGCCACAGCGCAAAGAUAUUGAGGACAAGAAGGACAGUCACUCAGUUCAUCUAAACAACAAUGAUGCUUCAAAACCAAAAUUACUGUUGCCACAGGAUAAAUACCAUACUUCCUCCUCUACCACUGCUGUUCAGGAGGUCAAACCAGCAGAGCCGACUCCCCCCAAGCCCAGAGACAAAUUCAGUCGUUACAAUGACAACGACAGUGAUAGUGAAGAAGAGGAAGAAGAUGACUGGAUGGACAGCCUUCUAGCAGAUGAUGAUGUCAAAGCUGACAAGAUUGCUGAAGGAGAAGCGGAACCCGACACUCAGGCUGAGGACCAGCAAGACAGCUCUGAGAAAGACCUUGAAGAAAGCUCAGAAGUCACCUUUGAAGUGGAAAUUCGAAAGCUGGAGUUCUCGGAUAAUGAGGAGGAGGAGAACAAGCCAAAGCAUAUUGAGUCCCCAUUUUCCCCAGUACGGAGGUCCGCCCUUUCACCAAAACGGAGGUCCCCAUUUUCCCCAGUACGGAGGUCCGCCCUUUCACCAAAACGGAGGUCCCCUCUUUCCCCAAAACGAAGAUCAUCCCUUUCACCGAAACGAAGAUCAUCCCUUUCACCAAAACGAAGGUCAUCCCUUUCACCAGAAAGGAGGUCUCCUCUUUAUUCAACUCGAAGAACUCCCCUUUCAUCAGAACGAAGACCCUCACUGUCACCGGUUCGAAAAUCUCAGCUUUCACCAAAACAGAGAUCUCCUCAUCUUCAGAUACGCAGGUCUCCCUUUUCUCUCCGACGGACGCCACCUUUGCCUCAAAGAUCUGGCUCACCAAGAUGGAGAUCACCAGCUCAAAGACCCCUUUCACCACAGUGGAAAUCAGGUUCACCACAUAAACCUCAUUCCCCUAGGCAGAGGUCAAUAUCGCCUCGAAGGCCUAAUGCUUCUAGACAGGCGUCUUUAUCCCCUAAGAAACAUUCUUCACCACUGUUGUCAUCAGCACAAAGGAGCCCAUUGCCUCCUAGGAAGAGAUCCAGGUCCCCAGUCAGGAAACAAAGUUCACCUUCCCAUACAUCAUCAGCGCACAGACGUGCUGGAUAUUUCAACCUUAGAGGCCCUAAUCAAGAGAGGCAAAGAUAUCAGGGCAGGGAUUUCAGAGCAUCCAGACAUCAUGACAAUACCAGGUUUGAUCAAGUUAGAUAUAAUCAGUCCAACAGGGGAAAGUAUUCACCUUCAGGUUCAUCUGUUGAUAGAGGCAACUUAGCUGGCCAUGACGGCAAGUACCAGCCCAGGAUUAGGGAUAGGCAGGAUAGAAAGAACAUUGAACUAGGUCAAGAUAACACUGGACCUGAGAGAUCUUCACAGCAGCAAGAUAAACAACCUUUAAUGAAAGAGAUCAGAGUAAAGGAAUCUCCCUUGCCUCAAAUAGACCUAGACAAGCUUACGCCUGAAGAAAGAGCUAAAAUAGAAGCAAGACGGAAAAAGUUUAGCAGUUCUGAAGUUAAAAUUGAUCCUGCGAAAAAAGUUUCCUUGAAAAGUAUAAAGGAGCGCACUAAAAAACGUAAAAAGUCACAGCAGGAAUCCUCCGGGACGGCUUCUGAAAGUCAGAAUCAAGAGUCGGUGGAAAAUAAAAGUGUAAAGGUAAAUAAACAUAACAUUCCUAGGCAGGAAGCAGAAUCCAGUUCUGGCGUAGAUGACCAGAAAUAUGCAUUAUUAGAAGAAGACAGUGAGAAUUCGGACACUGGCAGAAACUGGAAGUCUGAAGGCAGCAGCAAGACUAAGCAUGGGCACAAAUUACAAGUACCUGGCAGGUUACACAUCAGCCUAGAUGACACCUCUGCAUCAGCAGCCAAAAGAGAACGAAAAAAUGGCAGUUACAGCAGACACCAUAAAGUGAGGGGAUUUCCUGAAAGAGUGAGAGAAAAACUUCCGUAUCCUAGAGCAGCCCAUUUUCAACAUAGAAAUGAUUUUGUAUCAGAUGAUGAUGCUAGCGACGAGACAGUUGGCCAGAAUACACUAGCAAGCAGCAUUGUGGCAAAGAAACCCUUCAAACCUGACAUACCUCCAGAGAAACUACGCAUUGAAGUCAAGGUGGCAUCCAAGGAGAAGAAGUCGAAGAAAGCAAAAGUGAAAGCAGACUUUUCUCAGGUCUACUCUGUGCCAGCAAAACGCCGUCGAGAGACUGACACCAAAGCUGUAGAGGAGGAACCUGAAGUACCAAUUAAAAAAUCAAAGAAAAAGAAGAAAGAUAAGAAAAGUAAGCAUAAACUGGCAUUAUCUGAACCCGAAGAAGAUGCAGAUGCAGCUGACAACACUGAAGAUCUGGAGCCAGAAGUGGAAGCAGCAGCACCGGUGCCUCGACUUUCUGUGUUGGAACGCCUUGGAAAGAAAGUCCCCUUCCAACUUCCUAAGGAGAAGGAGAAAAGGAAAAAGAAAAAGAAGAAAAGUCAUACUGAUGAAGAGCCUACAGAACUUGAUGUAAAGAUUCAAAAGAUCAAGGAAAAGAAUGCAGCCAUCGCCAGACGACAGCAGGAGAUUGAGAUGGACAAGAAAAGGUAUGGAUGA